Echinostoma caproni is the source of this 1161-nucleotide messenger RNA. The record is from the annotation of a GenBank genome assembly. NCBI's taxonomy places the organism in Eukaryota, Metazoa, Platyhelminthes, Trematoda, Plagiorchiida, Echinostomatidae.
CCGACAAAGGUAAAUGGGAUUGUGACGCACGGGAAGCAACAAACUCUCGAUGUGUCCAGCCGCCCUCAAGAACCAUUGGAUGUCACCAAGUCCGUGUUAAUUUCUUUCGUGGAUCGUUGGAUAGAACAGACGUGUACAGAAGCCUCCACUCUUGCCUGUGUUCGUGUUCGCCACAUUCGUCGAUUGGCCACCGAUCUGUCACACAAUGUCCUAACAGAAUCGAUCAAGUUAUGUGUCUGGUCUCACUCCUGGUCCAGACGAUUGUUGUGUGAUGCUCUGAAUAAGACGGCACAGCUGAACCAACUCGCCAUUCAUGCCGACCAGAUUCAAUCUCCGACCACAACCGUAUCGCGUCGUAUCCGGCAAGCAUUGAAACGUAGUCAUCGAACCCGUGAAACUAAACCGCGAUGGAUACGCAGCGUUUUAGCGCGAGGUGGCCGAAAUCCACAAGGAACAGACUGGAAACCAAAACACUCCCCUACUUCACCCUCGUUUACUGACGAUACCGAGAGCAGCAGUGAAUCCUCUUUGCUAUUCAGUCGACGCGAACGAAAAUGUUUCUAUCCGUCGGAAAAACGACUGCAUUAUCGAGUGUGUGGACGUUUGGGUCAUUCAGGACAGUCACAUUGUGCAAAAUAUUUUCAUUUGCAGUAUCCCGUAGUUCGCGCUUCCGCUCCAAUUCAGGUGAAAAAGAACUAUGCUGCAGGAUGGCAUUUUCGAUCACCUUCCACACAUAACUCAACAUUAGAUUGUACCCCAUUUCGUUCUCCAAUGAAGAAAAACAUUCCACCAAGUGAUUCGCCUCCCACGGAUUCCGUUGAGCACUUGAAAUCCACCUCUCCUUCGAUUGUCCACGUGUGCGUCACAGAUCGACUUUAUCGGUUCUCGGGUAGUGUGGCAACGGAAUGCUGUGCACAAGCAUUACAGAAAGUGCGGCUGCUGCAGUUGGAACAUAUUAUAGGAUUGAUCUAUGCGACUGGAUGCAGUGCGGGUGUUCUACUCUCGUUACUCAUGGACUACGGUGCCCAUCGGUCGAAAGGUAAUGAUCAAGCUGAUUGUUUAAGAAAAACGGGACCAAAGCAUUCUCCUUCAUCGCUGUUCGAUUUCCUUCACCUUCGUCUGAACCAGAUGCUCCAAAUCCCCCGAGUCCCGGUGUGCUGA